AUCUUCCCCACUUGUCCUCCUUUCUUGCGAAUCCCACCAAACGAAUGAUGCUGGGUGCUGGACGUUGGUUGUUGCGCAGUGCAGCUGCUCUCGGCUCGGCUCGCCAAGGAGCAGCAGCAGCAGCACGUGCGUUGAGCGCGGCUGCAUCGCGCCGGACCUUGUUCGUGACCCCGCCGCAGCAAAGUGAGCAGCAACAGCAGCAGUGGGCAGGGGCGAAGAUUGUUGAUUCCAAGAACUGGAAGGCCAACGUUGAUGCCAGCAAGUUCUUGUGCACUGCACCGGACGCGGUGCAGGAAGAGUUGUGCGCGUAUGUGAAGCCGCUUGCUGCCGGCGCCUUGACCCACGACACCAUGGAUUCGCACAGCGUGGAUCGCAAUCAGCUCAAGCACACGGAGGCGUUCUUGCGCGACAUUGAGGCGUCGCAUCUCAUCAACGGUCCUGCCGCCGCCAUCCUCCAGCCCAUUGCCAACCUCAACUCCAUUCUGGAGAUUCGACUGGCUGCGCUGACCAUGUCGCAGCUGAUGGGCGAGUGUCUGAAGCAGAACGCACAGGGCGAGCGCAGCAUUCUGGUGUUUGAUCGAGACGCCACGCGCCAGAUGGUGGACGGGCAGCGGUACCACCAGUCGCACGAGGGCGGAUCGCUGCACACCGACAACGUGAAUAUCCCGCAGUGCUGGGAGUUUAUGCUCCUCACGUGCCUGCAACCAGCGGUGGAAGGCGGGCAGAGCAUUCUGGUGAGCGCCAGCGCCGUGUACGAGCACUUUCUCAGGACGGACCCGCAGGUGCUGGAGACGCUCUGGCGCGACUUCUGGUGGGAGUACCGCGGGUUCAACGACGCCUUCUACCGCGCUCCAAUCCUGUUCACCAACAAGAUGGGUGAGCCCUGCUUUCGUUGGCUGCGCGAGUACAUGGAGUCUGCGCACAAGCGACUCGGCGUCGCCUUCACAUCAGCGCAGCAGCACGCGCUCGAUGCCCUCACCGCCGUCACGCUCGAUCCUGCCUUCCAGUUCCGCCACACGUUCAGGCAGGGCGAGAUCCUGUUUGCAAACGACCUGCAGCUGUUCCAUGGGCGCACAGCGUUUCUGGAUGCCGCGCCUGCGCAGCCGACGUACGACUUUGAGCACCCGGUCAACCGGCUCAUGCAACGCAACUGGGUGAAGACGGCGUCUGUGUACCGCGACAUCAACCAGAGCGACUACACCAUACCCACGCGCCACCAAGUCACCGCCAUCAUGCAGUCCAACUGAUCUCUGUGUGCGUGCGUGUGCGUGCGUGUGCGUGCGUGU
Salpingoeca rosetta is the source of this 1286-nucleotide messenger RNA. RefSeq lists its product as uncharacterized. Lineage: Eukaryota; Choanoflagellata; Craspedida; Salpingoecidae. The transcript has 2 exons. The record is from RefSeq and is a predicted model, not a curated record. Gene Ontology annotation, biological process: carnitine biosynthetic process. Gene Ontology annotation, cellular component: mitochondrion. Gene Ontology annotation, molecular function: oxidoreductase activity. The coding region runs from base 45 to 1247 and encodes 400 amino acids.